AUGGAUGCAAAGGCUACUCCUGAGAAGCCUGUGCAAGAAACCCAGCCAAAGAAGUCACCAAAGAAACAGACGAAGCCAGAAGAACAUGUUUCGACUGUUUUGAUCAAGCCAGUGGAACUUGUUGAUGAUGAACAAGCUAAGGUUACAAUUCCAUCAAAAUCUGGUGUCUUUCGCAGGAUUAAGAAAAAGUUUCGCGGCUCACGAAGAUCUCCAACUCCAACUGUGGUUCGAAAACAUCACAUUAAUCAUCAGGGAGUUCUUGUUCGUGAGGUUCCAGCUCCUGUUUCUCCUUUCUCUAAGAAACGAAGAGCUGAAGACAUGGCAAAACAUAUUUCUAAGAAGAAAAAGCUUAAGAAACGAAACAUUCGAAGCCAGGAUGGUUAG
Molecule: messenger RNA, 384 nt
Organism: Lactuca virosa
Lineage: Eukaryota; Viridiplantae; Streptophyta; Magnoliopsida; Asterales; Asteraceae
Source: the annotation of a GenBank genome assembly